Molecule: messenger RNA, 2315 nt
Organism: Manacus vitellinus (golden-collared manakin)
Lineage: Eukaryota; Metazoa; Chordata; Aves; Passeriformes; Pipridae
Gene: CEP63
Product: centrosomal protein 63
Exons: 14
Coding region: 1-1980 (659 amino acids)
Biological process (GO): centriole replication; de novo centriole assembly involved in multi-ciliated epithelial cell differentiation
Cellular component (GO): centriole
Source: RefSeq, a predicted model, not a curated record
AUGUGCACAGUUGGUGCCUUGGUGCAAGAGCUCUCCUCUGCCAGGGCUGCUCUGCAGGAAAAACAGAAGGAGGUUGGCCUGUUGCGGCGCCAGGUCGAAGAGGUGGAAAAAUCUAAGCAGGACAUGGCUAGAGAGUAUGAACAACAGCUGAAGACGUUCCAAGAGGAGUUGUCCCGGCUGAGGAGGAGCUAUGAGAAGCUGCAGAAGAAAAAAGCAAGAGGAGGCAGAGGAGAUGCUAACAAGGGACAAGAAGGAGAUGAGUUUGAAUUGAGCAGACUGACCAGGAAGCUGGAGGAGUUCCGACAGAAAUCGCUCGAGUGGGAGAAGCAGCGCCUGCGGUACCAGCAGCAGGUGGCAUCGCUGGAGGCUCAGCGCAAGGCUCUGGCAGAGCACUCCGAGCUCGUGCAGACCCAGCUUGCCAAUCGGAAGCAGAUCCUGGACUCGGUGGAGCUGGCCAGCCGCUCGGAAAUCCAGCACUUAACCAGCAAGCUGGAGAGGGCCAAUGACACCAUCAGUGCCAACGAGCUGGAGGUGGAGAGGCUGAACAUGAGAGUGGAUGACCUGAGCGAGAACAACCGCCAGAUUCUGGCAGAUCAGCAGAGAGUGCAAGAGGAAUUAAGGCAGUCCAAGAAAAUGGUAGAGGUGCUGCAGGAUGAGAAGAGGGAACUGAAAGCCACCUUGCAGUCUCAAGAGGAUUUCAUUGACAGCUCCAAGCUGCAGCAGGAACAGUUACAGAAAGAGCUGGCCAGGAUGACUGAAACUCUUCACACAAAGGAAUUCCUCAUCAGGGCCCUGGAGGAACGCUUGCAAGGGAAGCAGUUGUCCUCUCCAGAGCUGGAGCACGUGCUGCUGCAGCUGGAUGCUGCCCAGAAGAAGGAACAGCACUUGCAGUCGGAGGUGACUCGUCUGGAGAACAGCCUGGUGUCUUCAAAUGCCAGGUGUGUGCAGCUGAGGGAGGAGCUGGGUGAGAAUAUCAAAGAGCUGCAGUCCAUGGUAGACCACCAGACUGAGUCAAAGGCGGAGAUUAAAAAGCUGAAAGAGCAGCUCUCUCACGCUGAACAAACACACAGCAGUGAGCUGGAAGGGAUGAAAAGGGAGAUCUCCAGGCUGACACAGGAGCUGCACCAGCGGGACAUCACCAUUGCAUCGGCAAGUGACUCCACGUCAGACCUGGAACAGCAGCUGAGGGCGGAGGUUGAAAGAGCAGAGAGGAAAGCAGUGGAGCACAGGGUAGUUCUGGUCCAGCUGGAAACCUUGAGGUUGGAAAACCGUCAUCUCUCAGAGAAGCUGGAAAAAACCAAGUGUGGUGUGCUGGAGGGAAAAGAUGUGACCCUGAGAGCCCUCAGGGAAGACUGUGCUGUCGAGCUGCACAGGCUGAAGUCUGAGAACCAGCAGCUGCGGAAGGACCUUGCGGAGAUCAGGGCGAAGCUGGAGGUCAGUGCGCGGCUCUGCCCGGAUGAACCCCAGGGCACUGCCCAGCAGGAGCCAGGCAAAGAGCCCCAGGCCAGGGCUGUGCAGCACAGGACAGCUCGGGAAGCACAGCACAUGCAGGAUGAACAAGCAGCCAGGAUACAUCUCCAGCCUGAUGGGACUGCUCAGCAUCAUCAUGGGAAGCCCCAGAAAUGUGGGGCUGCUGAAACGGGACCUGUGCCCCCUGAGAUGGGUGAGCCACCCUCCCAGACCAGCAGGAAGAACUGCCAGGAGUCACCUGCCUUGCUGGGAGCAGAGCCUUUGCUCCAUGUGGUGGAUGGAAACAAAGAUUUUGCAGAUGAAGCAUCCAAGCAACCUGUCUCGAAUCAUCAGAGAGAAUCUGUGCCUUUGUGCCCCUUGCCUACAGCUUCUGUUGGAUCAAUAGCUGCAAGAUACCUGGAAGAGGAAGAAGUGAGAUCCCAGCACAUCCUGGAAUGUCUGAACGCUCACAUUGAGGAACUGAAAAAAGAGAGUGCAAAGAUAGUGAGACGGUUUGAACACCAGGAGUGAUGUUUCUUGUGGAAUUGGAAUGCUGGAAUAUGUGGUUCCAGACUGUGACUGGGGUGGUGCCUAUAAAUCACUUGCCAUCAGAAUUUGAGAGGCCGUGUCUCCUACUUGGAGCUGAAUCAGCAGGAUGGGAGCUGAGGGAAAGGAACUCUCUAACAUGUUUGUUCUGAUGAAAGGUGUUACACCACAAAUAUUUUAGUCAGCUUGGUAGGUCAGAGACCUGCAUCAGAGCUCACAAAGACUUUGGUGUUUUUAAGAAGCAAAUCACUUGCUAAUUUUUAUGUAAAGUAUUUAAAGUAUAUUUUAUACAUGUAAAAACACUGAAAUAAACAGAAUGA